Messenger RNA from Pelodiscus sinensis (Chinese soft-shelled turtle), 3288 nucleotides. It is a transcript of the gene HK1, whose product is annotated as hexokinase 1. NCBI's taxonomy places the organism in Eukaryota, Metazoa, Chordata, Testudines, Trionychidae. Gene Ontology annotation, biological process: carbohydrate phosphorylation; glucose 6-phosphate metabolic process; intracellular glucose homeostasis. Gene Ontology annotation, cellular component: mitochondrion; cytosol. Gene Ontology annotation, molecular function: D-glucose binding; glucokinase activity; mannokinase activity. The record is from RefSeq and is a predicted model, not a curated record.
GCGCUCAGACGCACUGGCAGUAACCUACGUGGGGGACGUGCCGUGCUGCAUCACUUUGGGGGCGCUUGUUUCUGCACAGCCUGCCCGUCAGGGCGCACGGGAGACUGGUUUUUCCCUCAUGUUGCAGAGCCCUCCUUUAGCAGCCAAUCCCCGCGCAGGAAGUGGGCAGGUUUUACUCUGUCACUAGCCCCUGUAUGGAAAAAGCCUCUGCAUCCUUUUGCUUGGCGGGGGGAGCGGAGAAGGAAGCAGUAGCAGCCGCCGCCGCCGCCUUUCUGUAAUUUGGGCGCUUUCCGAGCAAGGGGGGGGAAAAGAGAUCCCUUUAAAUCGUCCCUGUGAGAGUUGUAUCGGUGCUCUGGCUGCCUCAGUAUUCAGCAAAACCCUUCCAUUAUCUUGCUUAAUCAGACAGGAUGAUAGCUGCCCAGCUUCUGGCCUAUUACUUCACAGAAUUAAAGGAUGAUCAGGUCAAAAAGAUUGAUAAAUAUCUGUAUUCCAUGCGACUCUCUGAUGAAACACUGCUGGAUAUUAUGGCUCGCUUCAAGAGAGAGAUGCAAAAUGGUCUUUCUAGAGACUUCAAUCCAACAGCCACAGUAAAAAUGCUUCCUACAUUUGUACGGUCAAUUCCCGAUGGCUCAGAGAAAGGAGAUUUCAUUGCGUUGGAUCUUGGUGGAUCUUAUUUUCGAAUUCUGCGAGUGAAAGUUUCUCAUGAGAAAAAGCAGACCGUACAAAUGGAAACUGAGAUUUAUGAUACACCAGAAGAUAUCAUGCACGGAAGUGGAACACGGCUCUUUGAUCAUGUUGCUGAAUGCCUGGGAGAUUUCAUGGAAAAACAACAAAUCAAAGACAAGAAAUUACCAGUUGGGUUUACAUUUUCUUUCCCGUGUAGACAAUCGAAGUUGGAUGAGGGUAUUCUGAUAACUUGGACAAAACGCUUCAAAGCAAGUGGCGUUGAAGGAGCAGAUGUAGUAAAGCUACUAAACAAGGCAAUCAAGAAACGUGGGGACUAUGAUGCAGACAUCAUGGCUGUUGUAAAUGACACAGUAGGAACAAUGAUGACCUGUGGGUUUGAUGACCAGCGUUGUGAAGUUGGCUUGAUUAUAGGCACUGGCACAAAUGCUUGCUACAUGGAAGAAAUGAGGCACAUUGAUCUGGUGGAAGGUGAUGAGGGGAGGAUGUGCAUUAACACUGAGUGGGGAGCCUUUGGAGAUGAUGGGUCACUAGAAGACAUCAGAACUGAGUUUGACAGGGAGAUUGACCGAGGAUCUCUUAAUCCUGGAAAACAACUGUUCGAGAAGAUGGUUAGUGGAAUGUACAUGGGUGAGCUGGUCAGGCUUAUCCUUGUGAAGAUGGCCAAGGAGGGGCUACUAUUUGAAGGGCGAAUCACUCCAGAGCUUUUAACCAAAGGAAAAUUUGAAACGAAACACGUGUCUGCCAUAGAAAAAAGCAAAGAAGGUCUGAAUAAAGCCAAAGAAAUUUUGACACGUCUUGGGGUAGAACCAUCCCAUGAAGACUGCAUUGCUGUCCAGCACGUCUGUACAAUUGUUACAUUCCGUUCUGCUAAUCUGGUGGCAAGUACUUUGGGUGCAAUUCUAAAUCAACUGCGUGAUAAUAAAGGAGUAACCAGGCUGCGUACCACGGUGGGUGUGGAUGGUUCCCUUUACAAGAUGCAUCCACAAUACUCCAGGCGCUUGCACAAAACGACAAGGCGAUUAGUUCCUGACUCAGAUGUCCGAUUUCUUCUGUCUGAGAGUGGCAGUGGAAAGGGUGCUGCAAUGGUCACAGCAGUAGCAUACAGGCUGUCUGAGCAGCACAGGCUGAUAGAUGAGACUCUGGCUGAAUUCAAGCUUACUCAUGAGCAGCUGUUGCAGGUUAAAAAAAGGAUGCGAACAGAAAUUGAAGCUGGGCUGAGGAAGAAAACUCAUGAAACAGCAAAAGUAAAAAUGCUGCCCACCUUUGUUCGCAGCACACCAGAUGGAACAGAGAAUGGAGAUUUUCUGGCUCUCGAUCUUGGAGGAACAAACUUCAGAGUUUUGCUUGUGAAGAUCCGUAGUGGUAAAAAGAGAACAGUUGAAAUGCACAAUAAAAUAUAUGCUAUUCCUAUAGAAGUCAUGCUGGGUACUGGAGAAGAACUAUUUGAUCACAUUGUUACCUGUAUCUCAGACUUCCUGGAUUACAUGGGAAUAAAAGGCGCACGACUUCCUCUUGGCUUUACAUUUUCCUUCCCUUGCAAGCAGACCAGUUUAGAUGCUGGUAUCCUCCUCAACUGGACCAAAGGCUUUAAAGCUACAGAAUGUGAAGGAGAGGAUGUAGUGUAUUUGCUUAGGGAAGGAAUUAAAAGGAGAGAGGAGUUUGACUUGGACGUGGUGGCAGUGGUGAAUGAUACAGUUGGCACUAUGAUGACUUGUGCAUAUGAAGAUCCGAAUUGUGAAAUAGGACUCAUUGUGGGGACUGGCAGCAAUGCAUGUUACAUGGAGGAAAUGAGAAAUAUAGAGAUGGUUGAGGGAGAUCAAGGACGAAUGUGUGUGAACAUGGAAUGGGGUGCAUUUGGAGACAAUGGAUGCCUGGACGACAUCAGGACCACUUAUGACAAAGCUGUUGAUGAUUAUUCAUUAAAUGCUGGAAAACAAAGGUAUGAGAAAAUGAUUAGUGGAAUGUACCUGGGAGAAAUCGUUCGCAAUAUUUUGAUUGACUUCACUAAAAGAGGAUUCCUAUUUAGAGGUCAAAUUUCAGAGACACUGAAGACCAGAGGUAUCUUUGAAACCAAGUUUCUUUCACAGAUUGAAAGUGACAGGUUAGCAUUGCUUCAGGUACGAGCAAUCCUCCAGCAGCUGGGUUUGAAUGGUACCUGCGAUGACAGUAUAAUUGUAAAGAUGGUUUGUGGAGCAGUAUCAAGGAGAGCAGCUCAAGUGUGUGGAGCUGGAAUGGCUGCUGUGGUAGAUAAAAUACGGGAGAAUAGAGGCGUAGACCACCUGGAAGUAACAGUUGGUGUAGAUGGGACUCUGUAUAAACUACAUCCACACUUUUCAAGAAUCAUGCAUCAGACAGUAAAGGAUCUCGCACCAAAAUGCAAUGUGACAUUCCUUCUUUCAGAAGAUGGUAGCGGGAAAGGGGCAGCUCUCAUUACUGCUGUGGGAUGUAGACUUCGUGAUGCUGAGCAAAACUAAACUCCAGAACACUGGCUUUAAUUCUGCCUUUCGAGCACUUUCUUAUAAAGCAGCGACUCUGUAGUCUGAACUGUUAGAAGGCCAGAAUUCACUGCUUUAUUGAAAAAUACAACUAAUGACAUAAAAA